Molecule: messenger RNA, 2457 nt
Organism: Ctenopharyngodon idella (grass carp)
Lineage: Eukaryota; Metazoa; Chordata; Actinopteri; Cypriniformes; Xenocyprididae
Exons: 5
Coding region: 1195-2457 (420 amino acids)
Source: RefSeq, a predicted model, not a curated record
UUGCACAUCUGGCAUACCCCUCGCGAAACGGUUCUCAUUCGCGCUUAAAUAUGUUUACACUACAAAAUAUGGCGAAAUACAAUACUCUUUUUUUCCCAAUUAUCUUAUAUAUCCUAGCCGUUUUUAAUAUAAUGGACAGUUUAAGGAACCCAACCUUGUUAUACUUAAUAAAUAUAAAUUGUCUUUUUAGCCCUCUAAUGUGUUCCCUGUGUAGCAGGGAUAUGUUGUUACACCAGAUUAUAAAUCUUUUUUUUUUUUUUUUGUUAUUUUAUAUGUAUUAUUUGUUUUUAUCAUUAUUUGUUUUGGGGCAUUUUAUUUUGAAAACUUUGCGUGCUACUAUUAAAUAUCAGUAUGUACGUUGGCUGACGUCAUACGUAGGUGAGAGGUUCAAAUCGCAGCGCAAUCGGAAGUUCGUCCUCUCUCCUGCAAAGACACUAGAGACCAGAGGCACUGAAAUUAAAUCACCUUUGGUAAAAACCAGCUUUGUGUGGAAAAUCCUUUUUAUUACCAUCAAAAAUCAACACAAUGCAGAGGAACAACCGCUACAAAACUGGUGCCGUGACCCAUUGAAUGGUUGAUCGUUGUCGACCCCCGGGAUUGCUGACGUGGAGUGUGACUGGCGAUAAGGGGAGCUGGAGGAGGAGACUGCUGACAUACUGUGUUGCGGGAAUUCAAUGCUAAAGACACAGUGGGUGAAGUACAGACUGUUGCACUGGUGAGUUGUGACUAAGCUGGAUCGAGUGAGCAGCGUGCUGGAUCAUCGGAGUGUUGCCACCUAACCUGUUUUGACUGAACUGCGUGAAUGAAGGUACUUUGCAUCAUCAAUUGACUGUUUUUUGUUUUGUUUUUUUUUAUUGGAGGACUAUAAAACAGAAGUGAAUUGUGUAUUAUAUGAGGUUUAAGAACUUUUUUUUUUUUUUUUCUUUUUCUUUGACUUUUCUGAGUUAAAACGGGUUAUUACCAUUGAUUUAUUUGGUUUGUUAAUAUUUUUGUGUUUUGAGAGUGUAUUCUGACGUCUGAGGGGAAUGGCUGCUAAACGAAGCGAUUUGGGGUGGGACAAUACAUUUACAGCUGGUAGAGGGCGGGGGCAGUCUUCUGAAUAAGCCUGACAAAACAAGGCUGUUUGAGGAUCCUGAGUACUGUAGUACAGGAUGGGGUAGGACAGUCAGUGUUUCCACCGAUGAGAGAAUUGAAAUGUGUGGUAGUCCAAUCGCUGCAGCCAGUAACUAUGAGUUCGCUCCUCGGGAGUCAGAAAUGUCUGGUCAAAUGAGUAACCUCGUAAAACAAAUUGGUAUUGAGAUUGGGCAAUCAAUUAGAGAAAGUAUGAUGAGGCCUGAUUUUUCAUAUUAUCUAUCCGCAAGGAAGUUCCAAGAAGGUGUCAGUGGUCAUGGUACUGACCCAUCAAAUUCUACUGUCAUUGAUGUGUCAAAAAUGAACUUGAUCCUGAAAGCUGAGGUGUCCGCACCACCACACUUUAGAGGAGAUAGUUCAGACAAAUACUCAGUCAUGGAAUGGGAAGACAUGAUGAGGGUAUAUUUGAACAAACUUGAUGUGACGGAUUCUGAAAUGGUUGAUGAGAUAAUGAACAGAGUUAUGGGGCAGGCCAGAGAUGUAAUGAGAAUAUGGCUGUGCAAUGGUUCAACAACUCCUACUGUUGACUCUGUAUUUUCUGUUUUGAAGCAGCACUUUGGGGACCAGAGCAGUUCGGGUAUUCCAUUGGCUGACUUCUAUUCUGUGAGACCAUAUCCCAGCGAGAGCGCUUGGGAUUUUUGGAUAACACUAAACAAGGCAGCAGAUGUAGAUGAGCAAAGUUUAAGAUGGGAAGGCAGAUCUCUGGAUAACAGGAGCAAAGAGGUAGCAGUUAUGUUCAUUCGUAACUGCCCUGACAAAGAGUUAGCUUUCGUUUUCAAGAGUAAACAUGUACAGUCAUGGAAUGCAUCUGAGGUGCAAGAGCAGCUUGACGAGUUAAGAGAACGGAAGUUGACAAAUCACGCUGUCAAACAAUUCACCACGGUUGUCUCAGAGCCAGACGUUGAUGUGUCUGUCUCGUCUUCUAAGUCUGAACAGGGUGUGGGCGUAGCUGACGAGAACGCAUUGGACAAAGUGUUGUCUUUGCUUGAAAAAGCGUUAGUGUGCAGCACUCAGCCUGUGCGAGGCCCCUGGCCUAAACGGAUGGGCAAUAAGAUACAAGAAUGCAGAGACAAAGUUGAGCUUCAGGGGAUGUUGGACAGUGGCUCCAUGGCGACCACUCUGAGUGCGGAAGUAGUUCCUCAACUUGGAGACGCUGGGGUGCUGGACCAGGAUAUCCUGAGCUCUUCAGAUAUUGUCUUGGUGGGUUGUGGUGGCAAACAAACUACUCCGGAUGGUAUGUGCAAUCUGAAGCUUGAAGUAUACGGGGCACAGUUUGGACUGUGGCGAAGCGAAGGGUUUUUGUCAUUGUAUCAGAGUUACAGAUGA